AUGGUCUGGUGGGUAGAGCGCGCUAGCCUUGGUGGCGACCUCCGAGCCCAGGUGUUCGCAGCCAGCGUCAGGUCUCUCUAUCUGCCAAACGCGUCAUCCAGUUGUCAAUUCCAAAUAACUUCACAAACCAAUAUUGAUUAUCCAUCAUCCGAACUAACAAAUAAAAACUAUCACCAAGAUGAGAUAUUCGCAAUCGAUAUAAGAUUAUUAGAUAAUUCAUUAUUUAAAUCAUCGAGUGGUGGAUUCGAAACGGCGCACAUUGUAAUCGCUAAAGGCGCAAUAUGA
Nezara viridula (southern green stink bug) is the source of this 285-nucleotide messenger RNA. The record is from the annotation of a GenBank genome assembly. Lineage: Eukaryota; Metazoa; Arthropoda; Insecta; Hemiptera; Pentatomidae.